Messenger RNA from Micromonas commoda, 1791 nucleotides. RefSeq lists its product with no specific name. The record is from RefSeq and is a predicted model, not a curated record. The transcript has a single exon. Lineage: Eukaryota; Viridiplantae; Chlorophyta; Mamiellophyceae; Mamiellales; Mamiellaceae. The coding region runs from base 1 to 1791 and encodes 596 amino acids.
AUGGGUUGCGGGGCGUCCAAAAAUGCAGAAUCGGGAUCGGAUGGCGUGUCCCCCAAGGAGCCGGGGAAGAAGAAGGGGAAAGAUUCCAAGCUGGAGAACGCUGACGGCGUUGGGUACGGCGUGGAUACCGCCUCCGCCGCGACGGUCGCCGCGGGCACCGCCGCUCUCGUCGCGGGCGCGGUCAGCUCGGACGCCAGGGGUGGCAUGGGUUCAGCCGCUUCCGCAGCGGGUUCGGCAUUGUUGGCCUUCGCGAAAGAGCUUCCCUGGGUCGCUCCCAUAGCCGUCCUCAUCGCCGGCGUCGCGACCGCCGCGGCCAACGUGCACGCGCUCAAGCGCGACGCGCAGGUGUUCGCCACGAACGUCAAGUCCGUCGAGACCGUCAUGAUGGAGACUGGGAAGAAAGGAUUGCUCGCGAAGGUUGAGGACACCGCGCAGGCGCUGGCGUACGAGAUGGAGGAGGGCGUCGCGUUCCUGAACAAGCUCAAGAACCAGUACUUUAUCACUCAGAUGCUCAUGUCCGGCCGCGACUCCCAGAAGUUUAAGGAUAUCAGCGACAGUAUGCACAGGCAGGUGACCAUAAUCGCCGCCGCGGCGUCCAUCGAGGUGCACGACAUCAUCGUCGAGGAGUUUGAGCAGGGUAGGCAGCUCAAGGAGAAGAUCGAGGAGCUCGGCGGCGCGGACGCGAUCAUGGCGGACCCGGAGAAGAAGGCGAUGGUAAAGGAGUUCAUGAGCGCGAGCGAUCAGCUCAUCGUGAGCGCCGUGGACGACGUGACCAAGGCGGUGAAGCUGGCUGAGGCGCGAUCGCAGAAACGAAUAGAUGCUCUGAUUGAGGAGAACAAGAAGAGCCGCGAGGAGGCGAAGCUUCAGGCGGAUAUACUGCAGCAGCAGGUGAGCAAACUGACGGAUAUGAUGGAGGUGCUUCUCAAGACACGGACGGAGGCGGCGUUGGGUGCGCCCGGGACGGUGGACGUGUCGCAAGUCAAUGUGGAGCAGAAGAGUGAUCCGAAGGUUGAGCAGGCCAUCGACGACAACUUCAACAAGGAGAACGUCCACGACAUCAUGCGAAGGAUGCCCAUGCCGGCAAACGAGGACGAGCGCCUCGAGGUUGUCAAGAAGAUGGGUUACGAUCGGGCGAAUAUCGAUGAUUUGAUCGGCGACGCUGAUUUCAUGGCUCUCACCAAGGAGGCGAUGGAGGAGUUCAAAGUCACCGACACCUGCAUCAGCUCCAUCGAUGGCGACCGCGAGACUCUUCUCGCGGCGCCAGGGUUGGCACCGUCGGGAGAAAUGGCGGAUAUCAGCGGCUUCUGGAUGCCAAGGGAGGCUACUUUUUGCCAGCACGUCAUCAUGAAGGGCGACGUGAUAUCUUCCUCGGGGCAGAUGGGAGCCGAUACCAUGCCGGAGUGUCCGCGUUUCAACGACGCAGAGUUGGGGGCACUCGCGACGUCGGGAGCCUCCCCAGAACUCGGCAAUUUCUUCGGCUGCAUGAUGGCCGGAAUGGAGAACCCCGACGCGAAGGACUCCGACGUCAUCGACCUGCCACAGGGUGGUGGCAAGAUGAAUUACGGCGCGGCGCGGCUGUUUGGCCAAGUCAUGGGCAACCAGGGUGACAUGCACUACACCGGCGCGCCGAUCAUGGUGAGAGGUCAGGCCGUGGGCACGUUCUGCGCUAACGACCGAAAUUCGCAUCGCCCGGAUAUCGAUACGGAACGGCUCAAGGUGUACGCCGCCCGUGCGGCGAAGCUCAUCGAGGAGAAGGCUGCCAAGCGCGGCUUUGGGAAGGAGGUGAACUAG